AUGUUCGCGGGCACUACAGCUGCUCGAGGACUCGCAAAACUCCCUGGACCUCGCGGCUGGCCGCUCGUUGGCUACUUGCGUCCCAUCGAGAAACCCGUGUGUGUCACGUACAGACAGUGGAGCGACGACUAUAAUUCCGACAUACUAGGUACGAAUAUGCUGGGGACCAACAUCGUCAUAGCGAACACUCUCAAAGUCGCAACUGAACUCUUGGAGACUCGAUCUGCCAUCUACUCUGACAGGUGUCUUACUAUGCUGAGAGAGCUUAUUGGAUUCGACUGGAAUCUGGGACUGGCACGAUAUGAUUCGUACUGGCGCGACCUAAGGAAGGGGGCGUCUCAAGGAUUUCACCCUCAGGCUAUCGUGCGCUAUCGGCCGACAGAGAUCAAAGCGACACUCAAGCUCCUCCGCAACCUCAUUGAAAUGCCGGAAGACUUCCGAAGGUGCAUCAAAUACUUUGCAGGGCAGCAAAUCUUACCCAACACGUACGGUCUGGAGAUCCAGGACAGCAACGACCCGUACAUUGCAGCGGCCGAGCGGGCGGUACACAUCGCCGUUGCAUGUGUGGUGCCGGGCACAUUCCUGGUAGAUCUCAUUCCCAUGCUGAAAUAUGUUCCAGAAUGGUUCCCUGGUGCUGGAUUCAAGAGACAAGGUCGAGAAUGGCGGAAAGAUGUGGACGUUGCGUUUAAUGCGGCGUUUGAUGCAAUGAAGGUGGGAGCCCGGGAUGAUAUUCCGUCAGACUGCAUGGCAAGGCCGCUCCUAGAGAAGAUGCUCGGCCAUGAGGACCCUGCGUAUGCGGAGAACGUCGUGAAAGCGACACUGGGCUCGAUGUAUAUAGGUGGAGCAGACACGACCACAUCCACCCUAGAGACGUUCUUCCUCGCUAUGACAUUGCACCCUGAGGCCUUGCAAGAGGCACAGCGCUCUGUGGACCGGGUAUGCGAGGGACGACUGCCCGACUUCUCGGACUACGACGCGCUGCCGUGGAUACAUGCUAUCGUGAGGGAAUGCCUACGCUGGCGACCAGUCGGCCCGAUGAACUUGGCGCACACGUCGACCAAGGACGACAUCUAUGAGGGCUAUCAUAUCCCGAAAGGCUCGCUUGUCCUCGCGAAUGUUUGGGCAAUCUUACACGACCCUGAGGCAUACACCGAUCCAGAAGCCUUCAACCCGCGACGAUUCCUCCGACCACGCCCGGGCGCAGACGCAGCGGACGCAGAGGACGUCGAGCUCGACUCGACGGUACGCCACCCGAUGGUGGCAGCUUUCGGCUUCGGGCGUCGUAUCUGUCCUGGGCGUCACAUGGCGUAUGAGUCGCUCUGGAUCGCGGUCGCGAGCGUCGUUGCUGCAUUCGACAUAACCAAAGCCGUCGACGCAGACGGUGCGAUCGUUGAGCCAAGUGGGGAGUACACGGAUGGGUUCUUAUCGGCGCCGAUGCCGUUUAAAUGUUGUAUUCGUCCACGAUCGCCCACGCAUGCGGCGAUGGUGCAGGCUGCGCUAGAGCAGGAAGGGUGAAGCAGCUAGCUGUAGAGAGUAGUCCUCCGUCAAUCCUCCUCGAUGAUGGCUCAACUACGGUUUAAUUAUGACGACUGCACUUGCCACGAUGGCUAUACAUAUAUUAUUGGGGCAUGCAUCCUCCAGCAGCAGCGCGCAAAGACAUAGUAAGAAUCUACCUGAGGUAAACCUCACU
Molecule: messenger RNA, 1690 nt
Organism: Phanerochaete carnosa HHB-10118-sp
Lineage: Eukaryota; Fungi; Basidiomycota; Agaricomycetes; Polyporales; Phanerochaetaceae
Exons: 12
Coding region: 1-1515 (504 amino acids)
Molecular function (GO): iron ion binding; heme binding; monooxygenase activity
Source: RefSeq, a predicted model, not a curated record